UGGUGGAGGGGCGGCAGGAGGGGUAGGGGCAGGGGUCGGCCACCUACGCAAAGGGAGGUCUUGGAGGAUCUGGCUGUCUCUCCGCGUGAUCACUCCUCUGUUGGCCUCGCUACCCAUGGCAACUAGAGGCUAGUGUUUAUGGGACCCUCAGUUGUGGGGUUUCAAGGGUUGGUAAUGAAUCCUCUGAUUCAGAGAUUCGACACCUCUCUUAAGUACUCAGGGGGUUGGUAGGUUCAGUGUUUAGGAUGCCAAGGGAACCUGUCUUUUGAUUCGCGAUUCAACAUAUAGAGGUAGCAGUCACCAUCAUGCUCAAAGCUGUGAUCCUGAUUGGAGGCCCUCAGAAGGGGACUCGCUUCAGGCCCUUGUCUUUUGAGGUGCCCAAACCACUGUUUCCUGUAGCUGGAGUCCCUAUGAUCCAGCACCAUAUUGAGGCUUGUGCCCAGGUCCCUGGGAUGCAGGAGAUUCUACUUAUUGGCUUCUAUCAACCAGAUGAGCCCCUUACCCAGUUCCUAGAAGCUGCCCAGCAGGAGUUUAACCUUCCAGUCAGGUAUCUUCAGGAAUUUGCACCCCUGGGCACAGGGGGUGGUCUCUACCAUUUUCGGGACCAGAUCCUGGCUGGAGGCCCCGAGGCUUUCUUCGUGCUCAAUGCUGAUGUCUGCUCCGACUUCCCCUUGAAUGCUAUGUUGGCUGCCCACAGACAAGACCGUCACCCUUUCUUACUCCUGGGCACCACGGCUAAUAGGACACAGUCCCUCAACUAUGGCUGCAUCGUUGAGAAUCCACAGACGCACGAGGUCCUGCAUUAUGUGGAGAAACCCAGCACGUUUAUCAGUGACAUCAUUAACUGCGGCAUUUAUCUCUUCUCCCCUGAUGCCUUGAAACCUCUUCGGGAUGUCUUCCAGCGCAAUCAGCAGGAUGGGCAACUGGAGGACUCUCCGGGCUUGUGGCCGGGGGCAGGUACCAUCCGCCUGGAGCAAGAUGUGUUCUCAGCCCUGGCAGGACAGGGCCAGAUAUAUGUGUACCUCACUGACGGUAUCUGGAGCCAGAUCAAGUCUGCAGGUUCAGCCCUCUAUGCCUCCCGCCUCUAUCUGGGCCGUUAUGAAUUCACUCACCCAGAACGGCUGGCCAAGCAUACCCCAGGAGGUCCACAAAUCAGAGGUACCCACCCUGCCCCAAUUCUUAACCUUUGCCCUCUGCCCCAUACCCCUCUGCCCUCUGAGCCAGGACUCCUGACCUCAGGUCCAGAGUUGAAGUCUCAAUCCCUGCCCCUUCCCAUCCAGAUAUGGUUUGGGGUAUUUGGCCCCAGGGCCUCUCUUCUGCUUCUAGGAAACGUUUACAUCCACCCAACAGCUAAGGUGGCCCCAUCGGCUGUGGUAAGCAGUGGGCCUAGCCCUGGGGUUAAGACGGGUGGUGGUCAGGAUGGGUGGGUGCCACAGGUCUCUCUACUUUAUCACAGUCUGAGGUAUGGCCUUGAGCAGAUAGAUCACUUCCCCCUCAUUUGUUCUAGGAAGGAAUUGGACUGGGGAUCCACAAAUCUCUCCAAGGCUUAUAGUACGUGCUCCUCUUCACAGCUAGGGCCCAAUGUCUCCAUUGGCAAGGGAGUGACGGUGGGUGAGGGCGUGCGUCUCCGUGAGAGCAUUGUCCUUCAUGGAGCUACGUUACAGGAGCACACGUGUGUUCUGCACAGCAUUGUGGGCUGGGGAAGCACCGUGGGACGCUGGGCCCGCGUGGAGGGUACUCCCAAUGACCCCAACCCCAAUGACCCCCGAGCCCGCAUGGACAGUGAAAGCCUCUUCAAGGACGGGAAGCUGCUGCCUGCCAUCACCAUCCUGGGCUGCCGCGUCCGGAUCCCUGCUGAGGUGCUCAUCCUGAACUCGAUUGUUCUGCCACACAAGGAGCUGAGCCGAAGCUUCACCAACCAGAUCAUCCUCUGAGGGGGCUGUCAGAGGCCCCCUCAACUCCCACUGGCUCCUCUGGAGGCUGCGUUCUGUUUGGCCAGCCUCUGUCCAGGAAAGACCAGAGGAAGCCAGGCAGGACCUUCACAUUCCAGGAGCAGUGUGGGUGGCCGGGACUCCUAGCUUCCCUCCCCACUCCCUAAUAAACCCGGUGAACCUUGGAGCCAG
Molecule: messenger RNA, 2123 nt
Organism: Otolemur garnettii (small-eared galago)
Lineage: Eukaryota; Metazoa; Chordata; Mammalia; Primates; Galagidae
Gene: GMPPA
Product: GDP-mannose pyrophosphorylase A
Exons: 11
Coding region: 306-1934 (542 amino acids)
Biological process (GO): biosynthetic process
Cellular component (GO): cytoplasm
Molecular function (GO): transferase activity
Source: RefSeq, a predicted model, not a curated record